Messenger RNA from Morone saxatilis (striped sea-bass), 5093 nucleotides. Its product is annotated as vasorin-like. NCBI's taxonomy places the organism in Eukaryota, Metazoa, Chordata, Actinopteri, Moronidae. The record is from RefSeq and is a predicted model, not a curated record. The transcript has 2 exons. Gene Ontology annotation, molecular function: protein binding. The coding region runs from base 270 to 2393 and encodes 707 amino acids.
AGCGCUAUUGUUGAAAAGUCUGUGCGUCCCUGAACGCCGGCGGACCUAGGUUUCAACCUCUGACAGACAGAGCGGAGCGAGUGCGCUGCAGUGAUACACCUUUUCAUCUGAACGUCGUGCGGACGCGAACUCUGCAAGAAGAAGUUUUUGAACACUUUUGCAUAGAGGGACACGCCGACAAAGUGGAUAAAAAAGAUUGGGUAGAAGCAGCUCGAACGCAUUCCUGUGGACUUUGGAUUACUUUACCAAGUUUUAGGCCUGACGUCACCAUGCUGCCUUACUUCCUGCUCUUCUUCCUCUCAUCUGGUCUGGUGUUAUCUUCUGACUGCCCAGCAGACUGUUCCUGCCAGGCCCAGGACUCGAUAUUCUGCAUUCAACGACACUCCAACACUGUGCCCCGUGUCCCCACCACCACUCAAAAUCUCUACAUCUUCCAGAAUGGCAUUGACACUUUGUCCCAAGAUGACUUCAAAGGCCUGGGGGAGUUGGAGAUGCUAGACCUGAGCCAAAAUGAGCUUACAGAGAUUCCAGAUGGUGUGUUUGAGAUGCUGUCAAAGCUGAAGAACUUAGACCUGUCCUCUAACCACAUUACCCACAUUUCGAAAAACAGUUUUUCUGGGUUGGUCCAGCUGGAGAGGCUGUAUCUUUAUUCAAAUCGUAUUCAGAGCAUCCAUUCAGAAGCUUUUGGUGGUUUAGAGAUGCUACUGGAACUCAAGCUCCAAGGGAACCAGCUCACCUCUCUGCCAUCCCUUCAUUUUCCCAGGCUACUGCUUAUAGACCUCAGCCACAACAACAUCCCAGCCCUGGGACCCUCAGACCUCCAGACCCCUAACCUGGAGGCGCUUAAGGUGGCCUCUCUGGGCCUUACCUCUGUGGAUGAAGAUCUCAUAGCUUCCUUGCGGAACCUCCAUGAGCUCGACAUCUCUACAAACCAGUUAACUGAGGUUCCCCAGGCCCUAAAGCAGGACUCUCUUAAAGGACUGAUCAAGCUCAGCCUGGCUGCCAACCCAUUGGGAGAGCUCAGGGUAGAGGACUUUCAGAAACUGACUGGACUUCAAGAACUGGAUCUUAGUUCACUCAAUCUCCAGGGAUUUCCCCAGAGUUUCUUCCAGACUUUCCCCAGGUUGACACUCCUUACAGCAGCUGAGAAUCCAUUUAACUGUUUGUGUCCAUUAGCCUGGUUCCCUGUUUGGCUGAAAGAGAAAGAAGUAAAUCUGGGUAGGCCUGAGGAAACCAGAUGUCACUUCCCUCUAGUUAAUGCUGGGAAGAAGCUUUCAGCUUUGGAGCACAAAGAUUUUGGGUGUCCACCUACCACAACAGUGCCGAUUGGCUCCCCAAUUGGAAGUACUUCUGUUCCCCAAAUGCCCACCACAUCUCCAGAAACCACACAUACCAAUGCUAUUUCUCCUCCUCCUCCACCCAGUGAGGAAACCAUCCCCUCAAAAACCCCCUUCGUCCUUCUACCAGAACCUCCAGUCUCCCCUAGCUCCACCAGUGGGGAAUUCGAGCCGAACAUCUGCCCACCAAACAUCUGCCUCAACGGGGGUACUUGUUAUUUUGACCCACUGGCUGAACUUAGCUGUCUAUGUCCCCCAGGAACCUCUGGCCUCUACUGUGAAAAUGUGGAUGAGGUCCCGGAGCCACCAAAACCUUCAGAAACAGAAGUUUCAGUAGUUGCCCCUGUGAUGCCUGCUGAACUCGAUGCUAUCAGCUCACGGCAGGUGACAUCCACAUCCAUCCUUCUUGACCUGCAUCGCUUCAUCGAGACAAGGCCGCACAUCCGUGGAAUUACGUUGACCUACCGCAACCUUUCAGGGCCUGACCGCCGUCCCAUUAUCCUACGUGUACCUGCAACCUACCCUGAGUACACUUUGCGUGGUCUGAUACCCAACUGUACCUACUCAGUCUGUGCCAGUCCCUUGGGUGAAAGAAGCAACUCUAGGGCAAACAGCUCUGUAGAAACAGGUUCGUGUACAGAGGCUCGCACUGAAGGGGUGCCACUGACAUCCUUAGAGCCCAGGGUGAAAUCACAGAGCCCGCUGACAUACACUCUCAUCCCUGCUAUGGCUGCCCUGGCACUUGUGCUGGGGUUGGCCGUGGUGGCUGGGACAAUUAUCUGUGUGCGGAAGAGAAGGCAGGCCAAGGCAGGGAUGGAGCUGGAGCUUGGCCCAGCUGAUCCUGAUCCCAUGGAACUGGAGGGGAUAAAGGCCUGCCUGGAAAAUGGGGGAAAUGGUACACUUCCUCACAAACAGCCGGAGAUUGACCGCUGUCACACUCCUCAGCCACCUCCAUCUUUGCAGCAAAAUGGGGUUUUGGACUAUGAGGUACCUUUGAUGCAAGGACACUGCCCAUCAAAUAACAAUUUGGCAUCCCUGAAACCAUCAUAUUUCUAAGAUGCAAUAAAAUACAAACACUUUGUAAGAUUUUGCAGAGAGUGGGCUUGUCCAUCCGGACAUGUGAGGCCCCGCUAUGGCUCAAGUAGUGUUUAAAAAUCUAAUUUCCAUUCCAAUUUCAGAUAUCCACAAUUUGAAAAGUGGCACUUACUAUCCUUUGCUGUCCAAAUGAUAACACUAUAGACUGGAUAAUCUGUUUUACUGAAUGAUAAAUUUAAGAUUACAGCAUAUUGGAAUUGUGCUAAACCACUGUGGGACAAUGAUCAGGAUUUGGUUUUAAGUCAUCUAGCAGAGUUUGAUGAUGAUAAAACCUUACCAAGUGAUGAAACUAAGUGCAAUCGACUAGAAGGGUCUUAGUAGCAGACUGGAAGUGCCUUUUUGCAAUGACACAACUGUAACCGAUGGUUUAUACAAAUGAAACUAUGUGAAUGAGCUGUAAUCCUGUUGCUGGAUUUGGGGAGAUACAGUAUGGAGAAAAGUGCCCCAACACUGGGCUACAGAACUGGAGGAAGUGACAGUGGUUUGAAUGAAAACCGUCAUGCAGAUGUGUGAUGACUUGACCACACGUCACACCCAAAAUGGGUUUUCGACCAACUCCAACUGCUUCAUGGGGAUUAUGAAAAGAACUUGCACUGAAAAGAAAUAUUUAUUUUCCUUUACAGUGUCCCAGUCAUAAACUGCCACAAGACUGAUGGUCGCAUAAGGAAAUGCAAUAACAAAACUUUGAAAAAAAUAUUUUGCAAAGCUUAGUAAUAGGUUGAUGACCAUAAAAGCUGUAUAAAAUGUAUAUUUUGCUGUUGAUCUAAUGAUCUAAUCUGAAACAAAACUUUAAGUUUCUUCAGAUGCAGAUUUGGAUUCUUCAGUGUCAGCAGAUCAACCAUAAUUCUCUCCACACAUCCCAAAGCUUUUGGCUCUGUGGGAGAUACAUUUGCUGUGAAAGAUAAAUGGACUUAAUGGAGAGCCAUUGAGAAUCGACCUGGCCUGCAUUGUUCUGUGCUGUGAUGGGAAGGCUGUUCUGUCUAGCUUAUAUAAUGAUAUUCUGUUUUUGUCAUGAGUUUUUGUAUUUCUUUUUUUUUAGCUUUUUGCUGUUGCCUUCCAUUCAGUAUUGUUAUUGCUGUGAGCUGAAACAUUUUUAAUUGUUUUCCCUCAAAAAAGCCGACUUAAGUCUUCAUGGAUUCUAUAAUUUUCUAUCUGUAUUUUAGGAUACAUGUAGCCAAAACUUUCCAGAGUAUUUUGCAGUGAGUGCCGAAGUAAUACUUGAGACCAGCACAAUAACCAAUAAACAGUAAUCAAAUGAUAUUUUAAAUGUUUUAAUAAAAAAAAAUAAUUAAAACUCCUUACCUUUACGUCAUGUACAGAAUAUAUUUGUAUGAGGUUCACCAAAAUAUGUCUGAGGAACUCACCUAGUGAAUGUAACUUUAAGGUGUCAGACACUUUAUUGUCUAUGCCAGGUCUGCCAACACUACAUAAGGAUAAGCCACAGACCGACAAAACUCUGAAAACUGUGUUCAAAGGCCUUUUGCCACAAAGCCCACUCCUAUAAAGCAGCACACGCGUGCCGAGAAAAGAAAGUAAGUUCAAAGAGCUCGAAGGCAAUUUGCUGUAAGCGUCAGGGAGUUUAGGCAUUAGUUUCCUCUUGGCGCGGCUGACAGUAACGUUUCUGAGAUAUGGUCUAGAGUCUAGACAUUGUACCCCUAGAGUUUUUUUCUCUCACAUCCUCUCACUGGAUCUCUGUGCCUCCACUCUAACCAUCUAGUGUGUUUUGGUCAACAAGGAUUAUUGGCUUGUGUGUGUUUAGAGACUGUUUUGCUUGUUUUCAGCCAAGCAGACUGUGAAAUGUACAUGCUAAAUGCACAAUUCUGAUGUAUUUGUUCUCUUUUUCCUUUCCUGGGGCUGAGAUUGUCACAAGCUUUUAGUGUUAGUUUUCCUGUGUUUUGUCUUUUUCUUUUAUGAGAAAGAAUCUUAAAUUGCAAAGUAUAAAUAGGUUUACAGAGAAGUGCCUUAGCAACAUUGGUGCACAGCCUUACUGACAUCUUGUAGUUUCUUAUUACAUGCUGAUGUGUAUUUCAAGAACAAACAAGCCUUUAUUUUGCCUCACAGGACAUUGCAUUAUAUUGCAUUACACUCUGAUGAAGAAACAUGAAUGAAUGAAGAAACAUGAAAUGUAAUGUAAUCAAGUUAGUCUGAUUAAGAAAAAAAAAAAAAAAAAGACCUUCCUCAGUUCUUGGUUAUCUAACAGCCAAAAGCUUGGAAGACUGUGUUAUCAGUUAGUUUGUUCAGGUGUGUGUGUGUGUGCUUGUUUUUUCUGCUUACACUUACUACAGUACGUUUGUCUGCUUUAUAAUUGAGUCCAUGCUCGACACUCCAUCCACUGUCCAAAAUCAAUGUAUUAUUCUUUGGCUUCACUACUUUCUUCCUUCUGUCAAUAUUCCAGUAUAAACAUAGACGCAGAUGCUCAUAUAUCUGCUCUCUCUCAAUAUAUCAACUGGAAGACUCUCUGUAUUGCUUUCGACAGUGAGAGGAGCAGGAAAUGUUUGAAAUAUUUUCAACAUGCUUGUUAAAGAACCAUCCUUUUUUAUUUAGGGAAACGUCUUGUUUUUCUUAUAGGUUUGUGUUUGUGAAUUACAUUUUUGUUUAUGUGUUUGCCAGAAAAGCAAUGCUGAGAAAAAGAACAGUAUUAAAUUGAAUUAAUGUUAAAAA